CCGGCAGCGCGGCCAUGGGCGCCGCCCGCGAUGCGGAGCAGCAGCCGGGGCCGCCGGGCGAGGAGGGCCCGGGCGAGGCCGAGGAGCAGCUGGUCAGCACGAACCCCUGGAACAUCAUGAUCAAGCACCGGCUGGUGCAGCGGCGCGGGCGGCGCUCCCAGAUGACCACCAGCUUCACGGACCCGAGCGUGUCCAUGGACCUGCUGCGCGCUGUGCUGCAGCCCAGCAUCAACGAGGAGAUCCAGGGCAUCUUCAACAAGUACAUGAAGUUCUUCCAGACAGCAGCCAUCAACGUGCGUGAUAACGUUGGUGAGGAGGUGGACCCAGAGCAGCUCAUCCAGGAGACCUGUAGGAGCUGCCUGGAGCAGGCCAAGCUGUUGUUCUCCGAUGGCAAAAAGGUGGUUCCCAGGUUGCCCCAUGAGCAGGCAGUGCCAAAGCGUGCCCGGCAGAUGGAUGAGGAGCUGAGCCGCCGAGGGAGCCCCAUUCCAAAAAAGAGGAAGGGGCGGCCUCCAGGACAGAGCCUGUCAAAUGACCGUGGAGUCUCAGGCAUGGCAGCGUGGAAGCUCAAAGUCUCUGAGCCUGUGAAAAGGGAUGGACCAAAGUGGGAUCCAUCCCGACUGACUGAAACCACAACCUUUGUGCUGGGAUCUCGAGCAAACAAGGCUCUCGGGAUGGGAGGAACAAGAGGGCGACUCUACAUCAAGCAUCCCCACCUCUUUAAGUACGCAGCUGACCCGCAGGAUAAGCACUGGCUGACAGAGCAGCAGCACAUGAGAGCCAUUGGGGGCAAGAUGGCCUACCUCCUCAUUGAAGAGGACAUUCGGGAUUUGGCCGCCAGUGAGGAUUACAGGGACUCUGUUGAUCUGCGGCUGGAAGAGCUGAAGCCUUUCAUCCCACCAGCCUGGAUGACUGAGAAGAUGCAGAAGCACAUGGAGACGCUUCGCCGCGGGGGGGAGGUGCCGCCCCCCGAGGACCCCCCCGAACCCUGAUGCCCCCCAAUAAAGCCGCUUCGU
Messenger RNA from Melospiza georgiana, 1013 nucleotides. RefSeq names its product deoxynucleotidyltransferase terminal interacting protein 1 (gene DNTTIP1). Gene Ontology annotation, cellular component: nucleus. Lineage: Eukaryota; Metazoa; Chordata; Aves; Passeriformes; Passerellidae. The transcript is spliced from 13 exons. Bases 15 to 989 code for a protein of 324 amino acids. The record is from RefSeq and is a predicted model, not a curated record. Gene Ontology annotation, molecular function: nucleosome binding; DNA binding.